AAAUGUCGUACGCGACGUAAAAUAAGCCGCAAAUUAAAGUCAUUUCCUUAAAAUCUUCAAUGUGUGUCCAACAUUCAGUAGAUUAUUUCAGUAGAUGUGAACGUAUCUGAGAUGGUGGAUGUUCGACAAGGAAGAGACAUGUUUCUUCGGCGAGCUCUGGAGAAAAUUCUCAACGAUAAAGAAACGAAGAAAUCGUAUAAUUCGCAGCUGAGAAAGGCAUGUCAAGUUGCUUUGGAAGAAAUCAAUCAAAACAGUGAUAAAGGAGAGCAGCAGCAAAAUGCAUCGGGGGCGUUACCUCUUCCUAAGACACAGGUCAAUUUCAUUGCAGCCGAUCGGUAUUUUCUACCGUUUGAGCUUGCCUGUCAGUCUAAGGCCCCCAGGAUUGUCAACACUGCAUUGGACUGCCUCCAGAAAUUGAUCGCCUAUGGGCAUCUUACUGGUGAUGGACCAGACAGUACUAUGCAAGGCAAGAAACUCAUUGAUCGUAUCAUUGAGACCAUAUGUGGCUGCUUCAUUGGUACACAGACGGACGAAGGAGUACAGCUUCAGAUCAUUAAGGCACUCUUGACGGCUGUAACCUCACCCACCUGUGAGGUACAUGAGGGUACAUUAUUGCAGGUACUGAGGACCUGUUAUAACAUCUACCUGGCUAGUAAGAACCUAGUCAAUCAGACUACUGCUAAAGCAACCCUUACACAGAUGCUCAACGUUAUCUUCAAUCGCAUGGAGAUGCAGGCAGUUGCUGAUGCCAAGGUCAAAGCUGAAGGUGAGGCCGAGGCCAGACGUCAGAGCAAAGACUCUGGAUCAUUGCUUGAUGAUGCAGAGAAGGUUGACGUAGUGUCCGCCUUUGGAGAUAUGACUGAUGGUGGCUCAAAGCCAUCAGAUGAAGCUGUCUUACCUACAGACAAAGUACCAGAUUCUGAGGGGAGCACUGGGAAUCAUAUUGGAGAGGCUGUGGAGACUCCCCAAGGCUCAAAUGAGGAAGACGUGCAAGCCGUUGUUUCAUCAAUCUUAGAUGGUAUCUUAGAUGGCAUCUCCCCAGAGACGACCUCAAAUGGAACCAAAGAUGAUGGUGCGACCCCGGAGACGACCUCAAAUUUAACCAAGGAUGAGGAUCUGACCCCGGCGCAGCCAGAUCCAACGCCACCCACCAGCACAUCACCCCCACCGCCUCCUACAAACUCAGCCCCCAGCCCUAUCCCACCUGUAGUAACGACGUUACCUCCUAUUGGUGAAGAUAAUGAUGUGGACACGGAGGAACCGUUCUCACAUAUUCUUCAGAAAGAUGCCUUCUUGGUUUUCCGCUCACUUUGCAAACUGUCGAUGAAACCGUUGCCAGACGGUCCUGCAGACCCAAAGUCUCAUGAGCUUCGGUCCAAGGUUCUGUCUCUACAUCUUCUGCUUUCUGUUCUGCAGAACGCUGGUCCUGUAUUCCGCACAAAUGACAUGUUCAUCACUGCCAUUAAGCAGUACCUGUGUGUAGCGUUGUCUAAGAAUGGUGUCUCGUCAGUACCAGAGGUCUUUGAGUUAUCCUUGGCAAUCUUCCUGACCCUCCUCAGUCUCUUCAAGACUCACCUUAAGAUGCAGAUUGAGGUUUUCUUCAAGGAAAUCUUUCUUAACAUUCUUGAGUCCUCAACAAGUUCCUUUGAGCAGAAGUGGAUGGUGGUGCAAGCACUGACCAGGAUAUGUGCAGAUGCCCAGUGUGUUGUAGACAUAUACUUGAAUUACGACUGUGACCUAUCAAGUGCAAAUAUCUUUGAGCGUCUAGUCAGUGACCUGUCCAAGAUUGCUCAGGGACGUCAUGCGAUGGAGCUGGGUGCCACACCACAACAGGAGAAGCGUAUGCGCAUCAAAGGACUGCACUGUUUGGUGUCGAUCCUAAAGUGUAUGGUGGAGUGGAGCAAAGAUUUGUACAUCAAUCCAAACAUUCAAGCUAACCUAGGUCAAGAGAAAGCUGUUGGUGGUGACCAGGCUGACACAGACAGUGGUCAAGGUACGAUGACCAGCUCUGGCAGUCAAGGGUCACUCAACUCUACUCAUUCAAACUCUACAACAAACCUGCAAGCACAGACUGCACCCAUGAUGGACAGCCCCGAGCAGUUUGAGAGUCAGAAACAACAGAAAGAAAUCAUCGAGCAAGGAAUCGAAAUGUUCAACAAGAAGGCCACGAAAGGAAUCAACUUCUUACAGGAGCAUGGCAUUCUAGGCAAGAGACCUGAAGACAUUGCAGAAUUCUUCCACAGAGAUGAUCGGCUCAAUACCACUGUCUUAGGAGACUACAUGGGAGAAAAUGAUAAACUCAAUAAAGAGGUGAUGUAUGCCUAUGUGGAUCAGAUGGACUUCAUGGAUAAGGAUUUUGUGUCAGCCCUAAGAGCGUUCCUCCAGGGUUUCCGUCUUCCUGGUGAGGCUCAGAAGAUUGACAGGAUGAUGGAGAAGUUUGCUAGUCGCUACGUUGAGAAUAACAAUAGACAGACAGUCUUUGCUAGUGCCGACGUUGCCUAUGUGUUAGCCUAUUCCAUUAUCCUGCUAACUACAGACCUACAUAGUGCACAGGUCAAGCACAAGAUAUCCAAAGAUGAUUACAUAAAGAUGAAUCGAGGGAUCAAUGACAGUAAAGAUCUGCCGAGAGAAUACUUAUCUGAGAUCUACGAUGAGAUCGAAGAUAAUGAGAUCAAGAUGAAACCAUCCACCAGUAACAAGCACGUUACAACAAAUGUGACUAGUGAGAAACAGCGGAAGUUAUUAUAUAACAUGGAGAUGGAAGCUAUUGCCAAUACCUCUAAGGUUUUAAUGGAGAGCGUCAGUCACGUACAGACAAGCUUCACUAGUGCUACACAUCAUGAACACGUUAGACCAAUGUUCAAAGUUGCCUGGACACCUUUCUUAGCGGCCUUCAGUGUUGGCUUACAGGACUGUGACGACCCUGAGAUAGCUGCCCACUGCCUAGAUGGGAUCCGAUGUGCGAUACGCAUCGCCUGUAUCUUCAGGUUAGAGAUGGAACGGGAUGCUUAUGUGCAAGCUCUGUCAAGGUUCACUCUGCUGACGGCAAACUCCUCCAUCACAGAGAUGAAGACUAAGAACAUUGAUACUAUCAAGACGUUGAUCACUGUCGCUCAUACAGAUGGGAACUAUCUAGGCAAGGCAUGGUUGGAGAUCCUAAAGUGUAUAUCGCAGCUGGAGUUAGCUCAACUCAUUGGUACUGGUGUCAAGAGGAAAUUCCUGGCCGGGACUGGCAACCAAUCAGGGGGUCAUAGGAGCUCUGGACAUCAUAAUGAUCUCUUGGAGUCAGGAGAUGUUGCGAGAGUUGCCAACAUGGAUCAGAAGAGGAUGGCUAGUCUCCAGGAAGCUAUGGGGGAAACCUCCUCACAGGGCAUUGUGGUAGCUGUGGAUAGAAUAUUCACUGGUUCUACACGGCUGGAUGGAGAUGCUAUAGUUGAUUUUGUGCAAGCGUUAUGCCAGGUGUCCCUGGAGGAGUUACACGCAACCAAUACAUGUAGAAUGUUCAGCUUAACUAAGAUAGUAGAGAUCUCUUACUAUAACAUGGGUCGUGUACGUGUGCAAUGGUCUCGAAUCUGGAGCAUACUGGGUGACCAUUUCAACAAGGUGGGGUGUAAUCCUAAGGAAGAUGUAGCAUUCUUUGCCAUUGAUUCUUUGCGGCAGCUGUCCAUGAAGUUUCUAGAGAAAGGAGAAUUGCCCAACUUCAAGUUCCAGAAGGAGUUCCUGCGACCAUUUGAGUACAUCAUGAAGAAAAACAAGUCACCCACCAUCAGGGACAUGGUUGUCCGAUGCAUUGCUCAGAUGGUGAAUUCACAAGCAGUCAAUAUACGCUCUGGCUGGAAAAACGUCUUCUCAGUCUUCCAUCUUGCUGCAUCGGAUCACGAGGAAAGCAUAGUGGAGCUUGCAUUCCAGACCACUGGAAGCAUUGUCACCAAUGUAUUUGAGAAAUACUUUGGUGCAACGUUAGAUUCAUUCCAAGAUGCAGUCAAGUGUUUAUCAGAGUUUGCUUGCAACGCAGCCUUUCCUGAUACUAGCAUGGAGGCUAUAAGGCUCAUCCGGAGCUGUGCUAAAUACGUCAUGGAAAAACCACAGAUGUUCCGAGAGCAUGUGGGAGACCAUGAGACGCCAAUCAGUGAAGAAGAUCGGAUAUGGGUCAAGGGAUGGUUCCCCGUCCUCUUUGAGUUAUCCUGUGUAAUCAAUAGGUGUAAACUGGAUGUCAGAACAAGGGGACUGACGGUGAUGUUUGAGAUCAUGAAGAGCUAUGGAGAUACAUUUCAGCAACAUUGGUGGAAAGAUCUCUUCAGAAUCGUCUUCCGCAUCUUUGAUAACAUGAAGCUACCUGAGCAAGUCUUAGAGAAAACUGAGUGGAUGAUGACGACGUGUAACCAUGCGUUGUUUGCCAUUGUGGAUGUCUUCACACAGUACUUUCAAGUCCUUAGUGAGAUUCUACUGGAGGAGCUGCUGCAGCAAUUACUGUGGUGUGUUCAGCAAGAUAAUGAGCAGUUAGCACGUUCAGGAACCAACUGCCUGGAGCAGCUAGUCAUCUGUAAUGGUCCGUCUUUCACUCCAGCUACAUGGGAUCGCGUCUGUACCUGCAUGCUAGACAUCUUCAAGAGUACCAUACCGCAUGGCUUGUUGAGUUGGCGACCAGAGGAGCAGCAUCUUGACAACCCACCAGUGAAGGAUCCAGACUGUGUCAGUAGAGACUCUUUACCAACACCAGAUCAUGAAUCUCCUUCCAAUGCCCCCUCUGGUUCUCCGAUCUCAACGGAGGUCGAUCAACAACCUCAACCUCAGCCGACAGAGCGAAGGAAUGAUCUCAGGAGAGCCGGUAGUGUGCAUAGUGUUGCUAGUGCUACUAGCAUGGAGAGUAAGACUAGCAGUAGAGCUAUGGAGAUUCAUAAAACCCCAGCCGACCAGAAGAUUUUCUCCAACCUUCUCAUCAAGUGUGUUGUACAACUAGAGCUGAUUCAGACCAUUGAUAACAUUGUAUUCUUUCCCGCUACAAGUCGCCAUGAAGACGCUGACAAUCUUAAAGCAGCUCAGGAUAAUUCCAUAGAUGCGUUAUCCAUCUCAUCCGAAUCGACGUUGAGUGGGGACGAUCCGGGCAUGUAUAGAUUCCUCUCAUCAAGUCAACUAUUCCUUCUACUUGACUGCCUUAUGGAAUCACACGGCUUCGCUAAGGAAUUCAACAGCAAUAAUAACCAGAGAGAACUACUCAGAUCGGCUGGUUUUCGUGGGAAGAACAAGCCCAAUCUCUCCACGCAGGAAACAGAGAGUUUAAAAAGCUGCCUACGUCUACUGUUUAAGAUGUAUAAUGAUGAAACCAGGCAGGCAGAGUGGCCAUUGAUUGAAGAGAAACUACUCAGUGUUUGCCGAGACGCAUUGGAAUAUUUCAACUCAUUAGAUUCAGAGAGUCAUCGAGCAGCCUGGAAGUCACUCCUUGUGUUGCUACUCACUAAAGUACUAAGAAUGAGUGACGAUAGGUUCAAAAUCCACGCAUCUCAGUACUACAGCCAAAUGUGUGACCUCGUCAUGUUUGACCUUCGACCUGAACUCAGGUCAAUUUUCCGGAAGUUCCUCCUGCGUACGGGGGUGGUCUUUAAUAUCACCUCCAGCCCACGGUGAUAGGCCAAGCACAUUGCCACACAGAGGGGGGUCACAUAUGGUGACGCACCCAGUGAUACACACGGUGACACACAGGGGGGGGUCACAUAGGGUGAUGCAACCAGUGAUACACACGGUGACACACACAGGGGGGUCACAUAGGGUGAUGCAACCAGUGAUACACACGGUGACACACACAGAGGGUCACAUAGGGUGAAGCAACCAGUGAUACACACAGCGCCACACACGGUGAGACCCCAAAGCAUCACACCUAGUGAGAAUCACUGCAAGGCAAGAGGUGGGACUGUUUUCAUCUGUAAAUAUUUUUUCCUGAUUAUUACCGAGAAACUGGGAGUGUGCAGGAUGGGAUGCAGAGGAGCAAUCAAACAUCGGGAGCAGUUUUGUAGCCAUGGUGGGCAGUGUCGGGCAGGCCUGCCCAGAACUAACAAAUUUUGCCAAGCACUCUGUUU
Molecule: messenger RNA, 6074 nt
Organism: Asterias rubens (European starfish)
Lineage: Eukaryota; Metazoa; Echinodermata; Asteroidea; Forcipulatida; Asteriidae
Product: brefeldin A-inhibited guanine nucleotide-exchange protein 1-like
Exons: 34
Coding region: 112-5625 (1837 amino acids)
Biological process (GO): regulation of ARF protein signal transduction
Molecular function (GO): guanyl-nucleotide exchange factor activity
Source: RefSeq, a predicted model, not a curated record